Messenger RNA from Closterium sp. Naga37s-1, 1083 nucleotides. NCBI's taxonomy places the organism in Eukaryota, Viridiplantae, Streptophyta, Zygnematophyceae, Desmidiales, Closteriaceae. The record is from the annotation of a GenBank genome assembly.
GGCGUGGUAUGCUCGCACAGGGGCGCGUACCUAUCAGCCCUAGCGAACGUGCUAGCGUGGGGGCUGCACGCGCUGCCAGGAGGACAGCGCCCCGUGUACCUGUGGACGCUGCCUCUCUUCCACUGCAACGGCUGGACCUACCCCUGGGUGCUCGCCGCUGUGGCUGGCACGAAUGUUUGUUGCAGGGAGGUGACAGCGGCCAGCAUAUUCUCUCUCAUUCCACGCCACCGCGUCACCCACAUGUGUGCAGCCCCCGUGGUCCUCUCCUUCCUCAUCCACGCGCCUGACUCCCUCCGCCUGCCCUUCCUCGCUGCCCAGCGCGCCCAGGGGCGUGGAGGGGGUGACUAUAGCGAGGGCAGAUGGGAGGGCAAUAGCGAGGGUAGCAGGGAAGGCAGAAGGGGUGACUAUAGUGAGGGGAAUAGGGAGGGCAGCAGCGGGGGGGGGCAGGAGGCGAGGCGGGUACAUGUGAUGACAGCGGGGGCAGCGCCGCCACCAGCAGUGCUGGCGGGGAUAGAGGCGAUGGGGUUUGAGGUGCUGCAUGCUUAUGGGCUCACGGAGACGUAUGGGCCGGCUGUGGUGUGCGAGUGGCAGCACGAGCGGUGGAGAGGGGUGGAUGAAAAUGAAUGUGCGAGGCUGAAGGCACGACAGGGCGUGCGCUGCAUGGCCCUGGAGGGCUUGGCAGUCAUGGACCCAGUCACUAUGCGCCACGUGGCAGCAGACGGGCGCAGCAUGGGGGAGGUGAUGCUGAGGGGAAACAUGGUGAUGAAAGGGUAUGCGGCCGACCCAGGGGCCACUGAAGCGGCGUUCCGAGGGGGGUGGUUCCACUCUGGCGACCUGGCUGUGAUGCACCCUGAUGGGUACAUUGAGCUCAAGGGGUAUGCGGCCGACCCGGGGGCUACUGAAGCGGCGUUUCGAGGCGGAUGGUUCCACUCGGGGGAUCUGGCAGUCAUGCACCCCGAUGGCUACAUUGAAGUCAAGGUGGGUGGUGUGAGGGGUGGUAGGGCAGCUUGGGGGGGUGCAAGGUGGAAUGCUGAGGGGCAACAUGGUGAUGAAGGGGUAUGCGGCCGACCCACAGGCUACUGA